Messenger RNA from Ochlerotatus camptorhynchus, 1349 nucleotides. RefSeq names its product short-chain specific acyl-CoA dehydrogenase, mitochondrial-like. Gene Ontology annotation, biological process: butyrate catabolic process; fatty acid beta-oxidation using acyl-CoA dehydrogenase. Gene Ontology annotation, molecular function: flavin adenine dinucleotide binding. Gene Ontology annotation, cellular component: mitochondrion. Bases 118 to 1338 code for a protein of 406 amino acids. The transcript is spliced from 2 exons. NCBI's taxonomy places the organism in Eukaryota, Metazoa, Arthropoda, Insecta, Diptera, Culicidae. The record is from RefSeq and is a predicted model, not a curated record.
CAUGCAGUGUCACACAGUUCAACUGACCGGGGCGCAGAGUCCAGCUCAAUUCAAAUACAUUUCCGACGUGCUAUUUUUAGUUUGAUAAGACUUUUUCGUCUUAAUUUUUAAUAAAAAAUGAUUUACAGCAGAUUAAUUACUCGUUUAGGUUUAAAGUCAUGGACCAUCAGCAACAGGUCAAUCGCCUGCCUGUCAGCUCUACCCGAUACCCAUCAGAUGCUUCAAAAGACCUGCCGGGACUUUGCGGAUGCUGAGCUGUUUCCAAUUGCGGCAAAAGUUGACCGUGAGCAUAUUUACCCAGCUGAACAGAUUGCCAAAAUUGGCGAACUGGGACUGAUGUCGAUCGUGCUCAGUGAAAAGUACGGUGGUACGGGUUUGGAUUACAUGGCGUACGCUAUAGCUAUGGAGGAGAUUUCACGUGGCUCACCAGUGAUCGGUGUGACGAUGUCCAUUCACAAUUCGCUGUAUCUGGGUGUGUUGGAAAAGUACGGUACGGAAGAGCAGAAGCAGAAGUUUAUACCGGGAUACACGGAUGGGCGAAAGAUUGGUUGUUUUGCACUAUCUGAACCCGGGAAUGGUUCAGACGCCGGAGCCGCUGCAACUACUGCAAAGCUAAAGGGUGAUCGUUGGGUGUUGAACGGGACGAAGUGUUGGAUUUCGGGAGCUUAUGAAGCUGGAAAUGGAAUUGUGUUUGCGACAACCGACAAGAGCCUGAAACAUAAAGGCAUUUCAGCGUUCAUAGUACCGAUGGACGCAAAAGGAUUGAGCCGAGGUAAAAAAGAAGAAAAGCUGGGCAUUCGAGGUACUUCAACUGCGCAACUGAUCUUCGAAGACUGUGAAAUCCCAAAAGAUAAUUUAUUGGGAGAAGCUGGAUACGGUUUCAAGAUUGCCAUGCAAUCACUUGACGCAGGACGCAUCGGAGUAGCCGGCCAGGCCUUGGGCAUUGCUCAAGCUUCUCUGGAAUGUGCCGUAGAUUAUGCGAACAAACGGAUUGCCUUCGGUAAACCGAUCUCCAAGCUGCAGGCGAUUCAGAUGAAAGUUGCAGACAUGUCGCUGAGACUGGAAUCGGCACGGCUACUAACGUGGCGAGCCGCUUGGCUUAAGGACAAUAAGUUGCCUUUUACGAAGGAAGCGGCGCAAGCCAAGCUCGCUGCCUCGGAAACCGCUACUUUCUGUGCACAUCAGUGCAUGCAAGUUCUUGGCGGAAUGGGCUACGUGUCGGACAUGCCAGCGGAACGAUACUACCGGGACGCAAGAAUUACCGAGAUAUACGAGGGUACUUCGGAGAUUCAGAGACUGGUGAUUGCGGGGCAGGUUAUUAAGGAGCUUUCCAAAUGAAAUGGGUGCGU